Messenger RNA from Zasmidium cellare ATCC 36951, 1968 nucleotides. RefSeq lists its product as uncharacterized. The transcript is spliced from 3 exons. The coding region runs from base 1 to 1968 and encodes 655 amino acids. The record is from RefSeq and is a predicted model, not a curated record. Gene Ontology annotation, cellular component: cytosol; mitochondrion; nucleoplasm. Gene Ontology annotation, biological process: negative regulation of glucokinase activity; response to fructose; glucose homeostasis. NCBI's taxonomy places the organism in Eukaryota, Fungi, Ascomycota, Dothideomycetes, Mycosphaerellales, Mycosphaerellaceae. Gene Ontology annotation, molecular function: carbohydrate binding; enzyme inhibitor activity; fructose-6-phosphate binding.
AUGUCGACUGCAUCUGCAUCAUCAGCCGCACCGCUUGAUUUGACGGCUAUUCAAACCGAAUCUCGCAAUCGUGCAAGUGCGAACAUUGAUGAAGUUUCUACGGAUGAGCUUUGUCGGAUUAUCAAUAAUGAGGACAAAGCUGUUGCCGGGGUUGUUGAGGAUUGUAUACCGAUAAUUGCGCAGGCGAUUGAUGCAUUGGCCGAAAGGGUUCGCGGGGGUGGAAGGAUCUUCUACAUUGGUGCUGGAACGUCAGGUCGAUUGGGAGUGCUCGAUGCGUCGGAGAUUCCACCGACGUAUUCUGCACCACCGGAGCAGUUCGUUGGAUUGAUCGCUGGCGGGGAUGUUGCGCUUCGAUCCGCGGUCGAGGGUGCUGAAGACGAUGCCGGGGCCGCUGUCAAGGACCUGAAGAUGAGGGAGCUGGAUGGCGAGAAGGACUGUCUGAUCGGCAUUGCAGCGUCUGGCAGGACUCCAUAUGUUCUGGGCGGCCUUGCCUGGGCGAAGAGGCAAGGUUGUGUGACUGUUGGAGUCGCAUGCUCGAAACCCUCUGCAAUAGGUCGGAGUGGAGAUGUCGAUUUCAUGAUUGAGGCGGUCACGGGCGCAGAGGUGGUGACAGGAAGCACGAGGAUGAAAGCUGGGACGGCGACGAAGUUGGUGUUGAAUAUGCUCUCCACUGGCAUUAUGAUAAAGAUUGGCAAGACGUAUGGGAACAUUAUGAUAGACGUCAAACCUACCAAUGUCAAACUGAAGCAGCGCACUCGCGGUUUCCUUCGUGAGAUUUGCGGCGAGCGCUGCCCCGUACUCGACGAAGCCUUAGAUGCAACCUUGGCAGCCUGCGGCAGAAGUGUGAAGCUGGUUGCUGUCGUGAUAUGGUUCAACAUUCCCAUUGCUCAGGCACAGCGGCGCCUCGAUGAGGCGAAUGGAAUUCUGGCAAAUGCACUGCAGUCUCAAGAACCGCCGAGGUUAAAGGAACGAAGAGCAAAGACGUUUUAUCUCUGCGUAGAUGGUGGAGGCAGCAAGACCCAUGCUGUAAUUACCAGCUUCGACGGCAUGAAUGCCGGGGGUAUGGAGGCCGAAGGCAACGCAGGUCCUUGCAAUGCCGAUCUCAUUCGAGAGGCUGGAUUCAAGUCUGCUUGGAUAGCGAUGGCGGGCCUCGAUCGCAAGGGACUCAAAGAGAUCCUGUACAAGGCCCUGCAACACAAGCUCCCACUCCAGCCAGAGGCCUCGCUCCAGAUCACGAACGACAUCGAGCUGAUUGCGGCGGAUAAGUUCCAUGAAAUAGAUUAUGAAGUCCAGCAAGGAAUUGACCAUGUCAUUGUGCUUGUGGCAGGUACUGGAUCGGUGGCCAUGACAUAUCAUCGAGAAGAUGGCCGCAUUGCCCGAACAGACCGCUCUGGCGGCUGGGGCGCUCUACUCGGAGACAACGGGUCUGGGUUCGAUAUCGGCCGGCAAGCACUGAGGUUAGCCCUUGCAGAUUUGGAAGACCACAAACGACUGGAGAGUGCCAGCGGCGAGUAUGACAUGGUUUCUCAAGACGCCGAUCCUCUCACUCAGGCGGUUCUCGACCAUUUUGGGCCCUGGGGCGGCACUCCUCCAACCGAUCUGCUGAGCGCCGUGAUGAUGCCCAAUCCUGAUGAUGUCCAAGGCGUUACUGGGACAAAGCGGAGGAUCGCAAGUUGCGCGAAGAUUGUCACUCAAGUGGCGAAGAGCAGUGCGAGAGCCAGGGCUAUCAUCGAUACAGCGCUACGGAGCCUGAUGGCUCUCGUGCAGAGUUUACUGAGGGCCGACAUACGUCCUGAGACUUCUGCCUUGGUACUCGCCGGCGGCUUGAUGCAGUCUGAACAUUUCCGAGAAGGACUCAAAAAGCUGCUGUUGGCAUCUGGUAUAGACUUUUGGCAAGUCGGAUACAGCGCGGUGCCCGCUUGGGGUGGUGGAAGGUAUCUUGCAGUAGCAGAUGAUUCAUCAGAUUAA